Molecule: messenger RNA, 408 nt
Organism: Prunus armeniaca (apricot)
Lineage: Eukaryota; Viridiplantae; Streptophyta; Magnoliopsida; Rosales; Rosaceae
Source: the annotation of a GenBank genome assembly
AUGGGCUGCUUGGAGCUGAACGUGCUUCAGCAAGGAGUGAGGAUCGUGACUCCAUUUUCUGGUAUAUCCGCCUUUUGCAUAGCCCUUACCAUUCGGCAAGGGUGUGUUGGGGAUUUGAGGUAUCGGCAAGGGUGUUUGGAGCACACAAUCAAGCUGUGGUGGUUUCGUCAAGGAAAAAAAGUUUCGUGGGUUGUCCACUUGCUGCACUGCCCUUGCUGUUCGGAAAGGGUGAUAGAAGAAGUUUCGUGGGUUAGGCCGUCGUCUCGAUCAACUAGGAGGGAUCCCGACAGCACUGGUUCGGCAAGGGCAGCUCGAACCAAGUACAGCUUGAAGGUUAGUCAUGGUGAAGGCUCGGGUCUGAGCACCUUCUUAGCCCCUGCACAACCCUUAGGGUGUCUUGAUCAGUAG